Molecule: messenger RNA, 2621 nt
Organism: Lycium barbarum (goji berry)
Lineage: Eukaryota; Viridiplantae; Streptophyta; Magnoliopsida; Solanales; Solanaceae
Product: agamous-like MADS-box protein AGL66
Exons: 16
Coding region: 455-2173 (572 amino acids)
Biological process (GO): positive regulation of transcription by RNA polymerase II
Molecular function (GO): RNA polymerase II cis-regulatory region sequence-specific DNA binding; DNA-binding transcription factor activity, RNA polymerase II-specific; protein dimerization activity
Source: RefSeq, a predicted model, not a curated record
GUGACCACAAAAUGGUCGGAGUAGGAGUAACGACUUCUCCUAUUCAAUCGUUCUGAGUUACCAUGACCGCAGAUUAGCAGCUCUUCUUUAUAAAUCCAAAAACCUCAUUUGUUUUUUUCCUCUUCCAUUCCAAUCCUCUUUGUUAUGAGAGUUCCAUUUUCAACAGAAUUAUGGCAUGGAGAUAUGUCUGCUCAAUAUUUUUGAGGGUGGAAUCACGUUGUUCUUGCUUAGGAUAUCGCAAAAUCUAAAUGGGGCUGCCUAUAAUCAAAGUGGUAUCACCAUACUUCUUGACAACUGACAGAACCAUUACUUGUACAAUUAUAUGAAAUUCUGAUUCUCAAUGCAGGUCACCUCAUACUGCUGGUGUCAUGAAAGAGAGACAUUGUUCUUAGAAUUUCUCGGAAGUUGGACUCUGUAGGAAAGUAGACAUUGAGUUUUUGAAGCAAAGGUAAGAAUGGGAAGAGCAAAAUUAAAACUGCAUAAGUUGGAUGGUAGUAACCGCAUAGGAGUAUACUCAAGGCGAAAGAAGGGACUCUUGAAGAAAGCUAAUGAGCUGUCAGUAUUGUGUGACAUUGACAUCUUUCUUGCCAUGCUUUCACCAGGCGGAAAGCCUAGUGUAUACAAGUCAGAGAACAGUAGCUUCGAGGACAUGAUUACCAAGAUUGCCGAAGUAAAUCCAGAAGAAAGGGCAAAGAGGAAGAUGGAGUGUCUUGAAACAAUAAAGAAAGCUUGCAAGAAGUCUGAUCACGAUGUAAAUAUAGGAGAACACCUCUCUCCUGGGGAUUUGACAACGGAGGAUAUACAUUUUCUCUCACAUUCAUUAAGAGUUCGACUUUCAGACAUCGAGGAUAGACUCAGGCUUUGGAAGAAUCUUGACAAGAUUGACAACAUUCAACAGCUUAGGAAGUUGGAGGACUCGAUUUCAAAAUCUCUUAACGAAAUCGCAAAACAUAAGUAUGGGAUGGGUUCACUAAUUUUUUGUGCUGGGGAAGAUAUUCAGCCUUCUCCUGUCCAACAUGGUAUGGAUUUACCUUCAAACUUUGAUGCUGGGAAAGAGCCCCAUCCAUGUUCAUCACUCCAUUGUUGUGAUAGUGAAAUUAUGGACGCAUACGAAGACCUGAGUUCAUUUGACUCAUCUUUACUUAAUGAUACUGGGCAAGACUUCCAGGCUUCUUCACUGAUGCAGCAUGGGAUGAACGAGUGGCAAGAUCUCUAUCAAUGUUCAUCAAUCCACGGUGGUGUGGAUGUGUACCCAGUAGGGUUUUUGGAGGAACCAUCCUUUUCUUUUGAGAGCUAUACAAAUCUUGUUGGCAACAAAGAAAUUGAAGUGUCUAAGCCAGAAUCCCAAAAAUUUGUACCUGAUGAAGUGUUUCUGGAUUGUGAAUUAAAUCAGGAAGAUAUUGAAACAGAGUUUGGAUUUACUUUUGAUGUGCCACAAGUAGAACUAUUGGAUGACCAGGGAAUUUUUUUUUACUGUAGUACUGACAACAGCUCCAGACUUCCUCAAUCUCAUUUUGUUAACAUCCAUGAUAGUUCAAAAUCAGCAUCUGGAACUUGUGACAAUAUGAUGCUAGAAGACUCUCUAAACUUUCUGUAUGGGACGGAUUCAUUAUAUUCUUCGAUCAAGCAUGGGACAAAUUCACUUUCAACCCAUCUCAAUGUAAGCUUAGCAGUCUAUGCAGGUGGUGAUUGUGAAAAUAUGGAUGGAUACGACGACCUAAAUGUAUUUGAUUCAUCUUUAAAAUUUGAUGAGAAGCAAGAAUUUCAGUCUUCGUCACCGAUCCAGUAUGGGAUGAAUUCACCUGUAAGUUUUGAUGCUGGGCAAGAGGGGAAUCGAUUUUCAUCAGUCCAAGGUGGUGAUAGUGAAAGUAAUAAUGGAUAUGAGGACCUAAAUUCGUUCGUACAAGGGUUAUUAGAGGAUCCUUGUUUAUCUUUCGAGAGCUAUACAGAUAUUGCUUGCGACCAUGAAAUUGAAACUUUCAAGCCUGGAUGUGAAAAUUGCUCAGCGGAUAAAAUGUUUCUUGAUUGUCAAAUAAAUCAGGAAGAUCUUGAAAUGGCAUUUAGAUCUACUCUUGAUUUGCCACUGGUAGAGAAGAUGGAUGCCCAGGAAAGCACUUUUGACUGCCUCAACAAAGGUUUUGGACUUCCACAACUAACAUCUAUCAUAGUGUAGAACCAGAACUUGUGACAAUAUGAUCACUAUCUCUACUUUCCUCUCUUCGUGCAGCUAGCUAGCUUGCCUGAUGUUGAUUUUGCUGGUGACCUCAACUCAACUCAUUUUGCUGAAGCUCUAAAGGUUUCCUUCAAUCCAUGGAUACUGGCAAAGGAAACCUAAAGGGCUCGAAUACCAUGCCACAUUGCCAAAGAGAAUUGGGAUGCCAAAUUUGUAAUAUAUUUCCUCGUCUGGUUGGACUCAUUCAUAACAACCUUUUUUCUCUAUAAAAUAAAUUUAUGAGCAACUACGUGCAGAAUAAUGUUAGCAUUUUAAGGUCAAUUUUCAUGUUCAAGAACAUAACGUGUUGCACAUGAUUUGAAAUCUUUAAAUGGUGAACAAAUGUGAUACAUUAUGAUAAUUGUGAGAGUUAUACUACUUUAAUGUAUACGAUCUAUUGUUGUAAACC